This is a messenger RNA of Saccostrea cuccullata (small rock oyster), 1565 nucleotides long. RefSeq lists its product as uncharacterized. The transcript has 2 exons. Gene Ontology annotation, molecular function: catalytic activity. Lineage: Eukaryota; Metazoa; Mollusca; Bivalvia; Ostreida; Ostreidae. The record is from RefSeq and is a predicted model, not a curated record. The annotation marks the transcript as partial.
AUGGAUGAACUGGGGCUUUGUGAGACUUUUUUACAGGACCAUAUUAGUGAUUCAGAUUUGAGUAUAGAUGGCUAUGUACUUGAAAGAAAAGAUAGACAAAAUAAGGCAGGUGGUGGAAUAGUAAUUUAUAUCUCAAAUGAUUUAUCCUAUAAACGUCGAAAAGAUUUAGAAAUCAGUAACAUUGAGACAAUAUGGUUAGAAAUUAAUUUAAAGAACACAAAAUCUAUACUUUAUUGUUCUGCAUACCGCCCACCAUCUGCCCCCUCCUGCUGGGUGGAAGACCUAGCGAGAGAGAUAAAUCGUGCCCCCUGCUGUGAUGACCAAGAAAUCAUACUUACAGGUGAUUUUAAUGUAGAUUUGCUUAAAGACCCCCCUCAAUCUUGGACAUCUGCUCUUGAAGAAUUUGGACUUACUCAACUAAUUACCAUACCUACUAGAAUAACUAACACCUCAUGUACCCUUAUUGAUCAUUUUUACACUACCCAACCUGAUAACAUCUGCGAAAUUCAAGUACCACCCAUAGCUAUCUCUGACCAUUACCCUGUUUGUGCAACACGUAAAUCUAACAGCAUGCAGCGUAAGGGAAAACACACUGAAAUUCAAUACAGAGAUUUUAAGAAUUUUAAUGAGGAAGAAUUUCUCUCUGAUUUACAAAGUGCCAAUUUUAAUGUUCUUACGAAUUUGCAAAAUCCUAAUGAUAUAUUGGAAAACUUCUACAGCAUGUUUAAUACCAUUCUCAAUAAAUAUGCUACGGUAAAAACUAAACGUGUAAAAACCGAGUCUCGUCCGAAAUGGUUCACACCAGAAAUUAAUGAUGCUAGACAGUUACGAGAUUACUAUCAUCAACAUAAAGACUUUGAUAAUUUUCGUCAUUGGAGAAAUAAAGUUACUCUGUUGAUUAAUAAUGCAAAAUGUAUGUACUACAAAUCAGCAAUUGAGGAGAGCUCUAAUCCUAGAGAAAUGUGGAGCUAUCUUAAUCAUUUAGCUUCCAAGUCAAAAAAUGUUUCUCCGACUCUUAUUAAAGACAAUGAAUCAGAAAUUGAUGAUUUACAACUAAUCGUAAAUGUUUUUAAUGAGCAUUUCACAAGAAUUUCUGACAAUUUAUUAACUAAAACACAAAACCAUAGCUUUAAUUCUCAAAAAUUAAAAGAAUUCACGAAGUCCAAACUCAAUGAUGAAAAUGUGUUUAGCUUACUUCCUAUAAGCCAGCUGGAUGAUGUCUUAACUAUGCUACGCUCACUUGACAUUAAUAAAUCAGCAGAUGUAGAUUUCAUUGGUCCCCGUCUCUUAAAACUUUCUGCAAAUGUAAUUUCUAAACCCAUAACUCAUCUCAUUAAUACUAGCAUUACUAAUGGCAUCUUCCCUUCCCAGCUGAAACAUGCUAAAGUCACCCCCAUAUAUAAGAAAGGCGAUAAAAGUGAUCCCAUCUGGGGUAAUACGUCCAAAUGUAACAUUGAGAGAAUUCAUAAGCUUCAGAAACGGACUGCUAGAAUUAUUCUUGAUGCAGCACCUGACCAACCACCUAAGCCUUUGUUUGAAAAACUAGGAUGGUUAAAUGUUUUUGA